Molecule: messenger RNA, 1044 nt
Organism: Gigantopelta aegis
Lineage: Eukaryota; Metazoa; Mollusca; Gastropoda; Neomphalida; Peltospiridae
Product: transmembrane protein 272-like
Exons: 3
Coding region: 28-930 (300 amino acids)
Source: RefSeq, a predicted model, not a curated record
GUUGACGAACACUAGGAUGCUUCCACAAUGUCGAUGCUUACACGGAAAGGCACGAUGGUCCGGAAAGGUCGGGGAACUAUCAAAAGGUCCGGAUCGGCAAAGUCGAAGCCCGGAAGAACCCGACGCCAAACGGACGACUUCGACACAAGCUCUAUAAGCAGCACGCCGGCAGCAUCGACCACGGGGACCCCUGUCCGCGAGACCAACUACAAACCAUCGCCAGCUAAAAGUGUGGCUAGUACAGCCAACACCAUUGUUUCGUUUGACGAUGGGAAGAAGCUGUACCAGACGAGCGUGCGGUGGACGUCCCAGGUGUCGACCGUGGAGCCGCCGAGUCGCGGAGAGGUCUACCUCCAGAUCCAGGAGGUCAACAAGGAGGCAGACGACACCCUCGACUUCGUCUGUCGCGCAUCAGACGUCCUCUGUAACACUAUUUGUGUGACUAUCCUCAUAGGAAUCACCAUGGCCGUGCCAGUGGGGAUGGUAUCGUGUGGCAUCAAGUACCUCAGCGAGUGUCCCAAACAGCCGAAGAUCCCCGUCUACCUGAUGGUGGGCGGCUGCCUGGGGACCAUCAAAAUCAUCGGGAUGCUGUGGAGGAACAUCCAGAUCCGGCGCUACGAGAGCAUGGACGCCUUCUUCGACGCCCACGACAACGACACGGCGUCUGGCACGAACACGUUCAAGUUCAUGGACGGCGUGCUGUCGACGUUCCUGUUCGGCUGGCAGAUCACGGGCUCGUACUGGGUGUUCUCCAUCUGGGAGCCGCACUACAAGCAGCUUCUACACGAGCCGAGCAACUGGUGCGACCAGACCGUCUACAUGUUCUCAGUCAUCCAGAUCCUCAGCUGCUACGCCGCCAUGUGCCUUGGACUCGUCGUGUUGUGCUGUCUGGCCAGCUGUUAUAAGUACACCAGCGUGUUCGACGCCUAAUAUAUAUAUAUAUUGAUAAACCUGUCCUGGACGUGGGGGUGGGGGUGGGGGUGGGGGUGGGGGUGGAGCCGGUGAAAGUCGACACCUGCGCCUAGGGCAGCGGCGGAAUGUGCA